This is a messenger RNA of Schizosaccharomyces osmophilus, 357 nucleotides long. RefSeq names its product Sm snRNP core protein Smd1 (gene smd1). Gene Ontology annotation, molecular function: RNA binding. The transcript has 3 exons. Lineage: Eukaryota; Fungi; Ascomycota; Schizosaccharomycetes; Schizosaccharomycetales; Schizosaccharomycetaceae. Gene Ontology annotation, biological process: RNA processing; spliceosomal snRNP assembly. Gene Ontology annotation, cellular component: U4 snRNP; commitment complex; SMN-Sm protein complex. Bases 1 to 357 code for a protein of 118 amino acids. The record is from RefSeq and is a predicted model, not a curated record.
AUGAAAUUGGUUCGGUUUUUAAUGAAAUUAACAAAUGAGACGGUCUCCAUUGAGCUGAAAAAUGGAACCAUCCUUCAUGGAACAAUCACCGCUGUAGACAUGCAAAUGAACACUCAUUUAAAAACCGUUAAAAUGACGGUGAAAGGACGCGAACCAGUCCCUUUGGAAACUCUGUCCAUUCGUGGUAAUAACAUUCGUUACUACAUCCUCCCAGAUUCUUUACCCUUGGAUACCCUUUUAAUUGAUGAUAGCACGAAACCGAAACAAAAGAAAAAGGAAGUCGACCGUGGCCGUGGUCGUGGACGGGGCCGUGGUCGUGGUCGUGGACGAGGCCGGGGUGCUGCUCGCGGAUUCUAA